Molecule: messenger RNA, 381 nt
Organism: Ilex paraguariensis (yerba mate)
Lineage: Eukaryota; Viridiplantae; Streptophyta; Magnoliopsida; Aquifoliales; Aquifoliaceae
Source: the annotation of a GenBank genome assembly
AUGGAAGGGCAUGGACAGCUUGUGAAGUCUAGAAUUGUAAAGAUAGAGUCCGAAGAAACAUGGGAUUUCUGCAUAACUCAAGCUAGAAAUCAAGGAUGUCCGGUUGUAGUACAUUUCACAGCUGCCUGGUGCAUCCCUUCAGUAGCCAUGGAAUCAUUUUUCGAUGAACUGUCAUUAAGCUACCAAGAUAUUCAGUUCCUAACAGUGGAUGUCGAUGAAGUUAAGGAGGUAGCCUCGAAAAUGGAGAUCAAAGCCAUGCCCACUUUUUCUCUAAUGAGGGAAGGAACUCAGGUGGACAAGCUUAUAGGUGCUAAUCCAGAUGAGAUAAAGAAGAGGAUUGAUGGUUUCAUUCACUCUAUCCGGUCAAAGAAUAUAAGUUAA